CUUGUACUGGUAAAAUGUAAAGAUAUUCUCUAAUAAUGGCAGAGUUCAGCAGCCUGCUUUUUGGAGAGAACAUCAAACAGUGCUAGGAAGAAAAGCACUGAGGAUUGGGUAUAAUCUGAAGGAGGAGCCAUGACCUCCAAAAUGAGUUUCUUUAAGGAACAGGACUCACAAAAAACUGAGAGAGUUCAGAAGGAGACCUCAGAUACUACCAGGAGAAACAUGGAGAUCAUGAUAAAGGAGCUGGAGCACAAAGUCACCUCUCUGGUCAAGAAACAGCUGAGGAGGUUUGUGAAGCUGUUAAAUCUGGAUUACCCAGCAUGCUCUGAGACAGAGGUAGAGGAUGAGGAGGGUCAGAGCAGUGUCAGAGAGGGGGCGCUGAAGAUCACACUGACUGUCCCGAGGAACAUGAACCAGACUGACCUUGCAAACACACUACAGACCAAACUAGCUCCUUCCUGUCAUCAAAAGCUGAAAACAGCACUAAAGGAAAAAUUUCAGAAAAUUAAUGAAGGAGUCUCACAGCAUGGAACCUCAACCCUUCUGAAUGAGAUCUACACAGAGCUCUACAUCACAGAAGGAGGGAGUGGAGAGGUCAAUAAUGAACAUGAGGUCAGACAGAUUGAAACAGCGUCCAGGAGACCAGCAACUCUAGAGAAACCCAUCAAAUGCAAUGACCUCUUUAAAGACAAACCUAUCAGAACUGUGCUGACUAAAGGAGUUGCUGGAAUUGGAAAAACAGUGUCUGUGCAGAAGUUCGUUUUGGACUGGGCUGAAGAAAAAGCAAAUCAGGACGUCCUUUUCAUAUUUCCACUUCCUUUUAGGGAGCUGAAUUUAAUAAAGGAGAAAAAGCUUAGUCUGUUGGAUCUUCUGCACAAUUUUUUUACAGAUGCAAAGGAAUUACAACCAACAGACUAUGAUAACCGCAAUGUCAUGUUCAUCUUUGAUGGUCUGGAUGAGUAUUGCCUUCCUCUAGAUUUCCAGAACAAUGAGACAUUAUUUGAUGUAAGACAGUCAGCCUCAGUGGAUGUGCUGCUGACAAACCUCAUCAAGGGGAAUCUGCUUCCUUCUGCUCUCCUCUGGAUAACUACUCGACCAGCAGCAGCCAAUCAGAUCCCUCCUGAGAGUAUUGACUUGGUAACAGAGGUACGAGGGUUCAGUGACCCUCAGAAAGAGGAAUACUACAGGAAGAAAAUCAGUGACCAGAGCCUUGCUGAAAGAAUCAUUGCACAUAUGAAGUUCUCAAGAAGCCUCUACAUCAUGUGCCACAUCCCAGUCUUCUGUUGGAUUACAGCCACUGUUUUAGAGAGAGUGUUGGGUGAAGCAGAGAGUGGAGAGAUCCCCAAGACUCUGACUCAAAUGUUCACACACUUCCUGAUUGUUCAGAUCAAAUACAGCAACCAGAAGUACCAGAGAAAAAGUGACAUUGAUCACGACCACGCUAGAAAGAUUAUUCUAGCACUGGGAAAACUGGCUUUCCAUCAGCUGGAAAAAGGCAAUCUGAUCUUCUAUGAGGAAGACCUGAGAGAGUGUGGCAUUGAUGUCAGAGAAAUGUCAGUGUACUCAGGAGUUUGCACCCAGAUCUUCAGAGAGGAGUCUAAGCUGCACCUGGGGAAGGUGUUCAGCUUUGUGCACCUGAGCGUUCAGGAGUUUCUGUCUGCUUUAUAUGCACUUAUUUCCCUCAUCUCCAAAAACAGAAAUGUUCUGCUAACAGGAUUUUCUGGUUUCUUCAGAAAGUCAGCAAUGUCAGACUUCCUCAGGUCUGCAGUGGACAAGGCCUUACAGAGUGAGAAUGGACACCUGGACCUUUUCCUCCGCUUCCUUCUGGGACUCUCACUGGAAUCUAAUCAGAUUCUCUUAAGAGGUCUACUGACACAGACAGGAAGCAGCUACAGCAAAGAGGAUACAGUCCAGUACAUCAAGAACAAGAUCAGGAAGAAUCUCCCUGCAGAGAAAACAAUCAAUCUGUUCCACUGUUUGAAUGAACUGAAUGAUAAUUCUCUGGUGCAGGAAGUCCAAUCAUACCCGAACAGAGGAGGUUCCAGUCAUCUCAGUGGAGCUAAACUCUCUCCUGCUCAUUGGUCAGCUGUGGCAUAUAUGAUGCUGAAUUCAGAAGAGGAGUUGGAUGAAAUUGACUUGAGGAAAUAUGAUCCAUCAGAGAAAUGUCUUCUGAGGCUGCUGCCAGUGGUCAAAGCAUCCAGAAAAGCUGUACUACCCAGCUGUAAUCUCACUACAACAUCUUGUGAAAAACUGGCGUCAGCUCUACGAUCAGUAAACUCCUCCCUGACAGAGUUGGACCUCAGUAAUAAUGACCUGCAGGAUUCAGGAGUGGAGCUGCUCUGUGCUGGACUGGAGAGUUCCCACUGUAAACUAGAGAUACUCAGAUUGUCUGGUUGUAUGGUUACAGAGGAAGGCUGUUCUUCUUUGGCUUCAGCUCUGAAAUCAAAUCCCUCCCAUCUGAGAGAACUGGAUCUCACCUAUAAUCACCCAGGAGUGUUUGGAGUAAAGCUGCUCUCAGAUUUACUGAAGGAUCCAAACUACAGACUGGAGAAACUACAGGUGGAUCAUGGAGGGAAGAUCAGGAUGAAACCAGGAUUGAAGAAAUAUGUGUAUGAUCUUACUCUGGAUCCAAACACAGUGAACAGAUUUCUCUCUCAGUCUGAGAGGAACAGAAAGGUGGAGAGUGUGAGAGAAGAUCAACAUCAUCCAGAUCAUCCAGACAGAUUUGAUAUAUAUGGUCAGGUUCUGAGUGUGGAAAGUCUGACUGGACGCUGUUACUGGGAGGUUCAGUGGAGUGGAGAUGGAGCUGCUAUAGCAGUAUCAUACAAAUUAAUUAGGAGGAAAGGAGGCAAUAAAGACUGUGUGUUUGGAAAUAAUAAUCACUCCUGGAGUCUGAACUGCUAUAAUAACAGAUACUCUGUCAGACACAAUAAUCAGGAAACUGUCCUACCUGACCCCCCAACACCCUCUAACACACUAGGAGUGUAUCUAGACUGGGGGUCCUACACAGUCUCACCUAACACACACACAUUGACCCACCUAUACACACUCUACACCACAUUCACUAAACCGCUCUAUGCUGGGCUCUGUGUGAAUUAUAACUCCUCAGUGCAUCUGUGUGAGAAAGAAUAACCUCUACACUGUAAAAAAAUAAUCUUGCCCUUUAGUUAUCUGAACUUAAAUACAAAUCACUGACUUUAUUGGGAUAACAUAAUAUUUCAUGUAUGCAUAUUCUAAACUAAUAAAAACUUUAAC
Messenger RNA from Colossoma macropomum (tambaqui), 3252 nucleotides. RefSeq names its product NLR family CARD domain-containing protein 3-like. The record is from RefSeq and is a predicted model, not a curated record. Gene Ontology annotation, molecular function: protein binding. The transcript has 9 exons. Lineage: Eukaryota; Metazoa; Chordata; Actinopteri; Characiformes; Serrasalmidae. Bases 130 to 3129 code for a protein of 999 amino acids.